Messenger RNA from Lates calcarifer (barramundi perch), 668 nucleotides. It is a transcript of the gene s100a11, whose product is annotated as S100 calcium binding protein A11. Gene Ontology annotation, cellular component: perinuclear region of cytoplasm. Gene Ontology annotation, molecular function: calcium ion binding; transition metal ion binding. The record is from RefSeq and is a predicted model, not a curated record. NCBI's taxonomy places the organism in Eukaryota, Metazoa, Chordata, Actinopteri, Centropomidae. The transcript is spliced from 3 exons. The coding region runs from base 186 to 458 and encodes 90 amino acids.
GCAGAGAUAAGGGCAGCCUGCUGGAUGGGGGCAGAAUUGGUGUUUUCCGCUGAGGUGUGCGUCAGUGAACGGAGAUGAAGCAUAUAUAUUUGGAGAGGUGAUGUCACUGUGGAGGGACAAGACUCUUGGCAUCUGCUGUAACGCACCAAGCAGCAUCUCAACACAACAGUUCUUAACAAUCCAACAUGGAAACUGCCAUCAGCACCCUUGUCACCCAGUUCAAGGUGUUCGCUGGGAAAGAUGGAUCCGCCAGCACCCUGAGCAAAGACGAAUUCCACAACCUGGUGACCUCUCAGCUACCCAACUAUGUCAAGAACUCCGGCAACGCAGGGGUGAUUGACGAGCUCAUGGGCUCGCUGGACGAAAACAAUGACGGGGAGCUGACUUUCUCAGAGUUCUGGCAGCUGAUUGGAAAACUUGCGAGCAAACAGGGCUGGUUUCAGUCAGUAGAGCUCUAACCCGUCCCAUGUCGGCCGUGGGCCCUGAGCCAGGUUGUGCAACACCAAUCAACUUGGGCUUAAGCUGUCCAACUGUAAACUCAAAGGCAAUUUGAAUUCUUUUAUCACUCCUACCAGUGCCACAUGUGUAACUCUUUAGUUAACCGUUUGUUGAAUGCAGGGAAACUUUGAAUUAAAGGCUUCAUUGUCUUGAUCCUUAAGCCACCAACA